AUGGACAGAGGCUAUAUUCCAGUGUCCCAACAACACUUCCAAAGGAGCACCUCAAAAAGUAGCAUGGUGGCUGUGAAUGUUCCUGGCCUUCAUGAGGACUGUCCACUUCAAAGGGUCUCCACCACUCGUCGCCCAAGUGGGAUGGUUAGUACGUGUAAGCCUCGAAAGUCUCAAAAGAAGCUACAGGUGAUUAUCUGUAUUCUUUUUGUGGAGUUAUUCGAGAGGUUCACCUUCUUUGGGAUUGUUUGCAAUAUGAUCCUCUUUUGCACCAUCAAGCUGGGAUAUGACAAUUAUCAAGCAGCCACAGUGAACCUUUGUUUUGUGGGUGCCAGUACACUCACACCUGUUCUUGUCGGCUGGUUUGCAGAGACAUGUUUGGGAAGGACAAAAGUUCUCUAUAUUUGCACUCUACUUCAUUUCUUUGGAACUGCAAUGCUCCCUGUAGUUGCAUUCCCUUUUGAGGAUUUCUACAUUGACACACACAAUACUAUUCACCAUCUUGAGCCACAGGAGCAACAUAUUCUCUUCUACACAGGACUGCUGGCUGCUGCUGUUGGUACUGGUGGAAUACGUGCUGUUCUUUGCCCAUUGACAGCCUAUCACCUUCAAGGUUAUGACCAACACCAGAUACUCUCCUUUUUCAACUGGCUCUAUUGGCUAGUCAAUCUAAACGCUGCAGUUGUGUACUUGGGAAUUGCUUAUAUCCAGCAAUCUGUGGCCAAAAACCUGGGCUUUCUCAUUCCGUUCACUUCUGUUCUGCUGGCUCUCAUCGCAAUACAUAUGGCACGAAACAAUCUCAUCUUUCAUCCCCAAAAAGGUAGUUCCUUGCUCACCACAAUGGGUGUGUUCCUGAACUCCCUAAAAAUGUGCUGCCUCCAUUAUCGUCAUUUGAGUGGAGAUGUGGCCAACUGGCUUGACCGUGCCAAGGAGAACAACGGAGGCCACUACAGUGAAACCAGUGUAGAAAAUGUUAAGAUCCUGGUGAAGCUUUUCCCUCUUUUUGGACUUCAAUUGCUCUACCGUGCUUGCAUUACCCAGAUUCCAUCAGGAUACUAUCUUCAGACUAUGCAUUCAAACCUGAACUUCAAUGGUUUCCUCCUACCCAUAGCAGCACUGAAUGUGAUCAGUAUCUUGCCAUUGCUAAUUUUAGCACCACUACUGGAAUUUGUGAGCACCUGCUACCUGUCUUUAAAGAAAACACCUCCAUCUCCAACCAAAUUCAUAACAGUGGGUCAUGCCUGCGCAGCUCUCUCUGUACUAGUUGCAGGUAUCACUGAGAUCCACAGGAAAGACUAUUCUCAGGUAGAGCAGACACUGUCCGGAACAGUUCUGCAUGUGUCCUCCAUGGCUUGCUUUCAACUUGCACCUCAGUAUAUCUUGCUGGGUGUAGCAGAGGCAUUUGUCACACCAGCGUGCUCCCUCAUUUCUUUCUGUCUGACUCCCAGCAACCUCAGGGGUAUCUCUCUGCACCUCCUUGCCCUGUCUUAUGGAGGAGGAUGCUUUCUGGGUGCUCUUUUGAUUCAGAUCUUUUACAUUGUGUCCGGUGGGAACUUUUAUCCAAAAACACUCAGCAAUGGUAAUAUGGAAAGAUUUUUCUUUACAUUGGCAACAUUGAUGGCUAUAAAUACACUGGUGUUUUGGAAAGUAUCUUGCAGAUACACUAACCUGGGUGUUGAACUAGAUAAAAGAGUGAGGCAAAGUCAUCUCUCUGAAAAGCUCUUACAGUAUAAAACCUGUCUCCAAUUCUAUGACACGGUGGAUUGUUCAGGAACUUCCUUGGAAACUAUCCUAUAA
This is a messenger RNA of Electrophorus electricus (electric eel), 1794 nucleotides long. RefSeq names its product solute carrier family 15 member 5 (gene slc15a5). Gene Ontology annotation, biological process: transmembrane transport. Gene Ontology annotation, cellular component: membrane. Lineage: Eukaryota; Metazoa; Chordata; Actinopteri; Gymnotiformes; Gymnotidae. Gene Ontology annotation, molecular function: transmembrane transporter activity. The record is from RefSeq and is a predicted model, not a curated record.